Lymnaea stagnalis (great pond snail) is the source of this 4491-nucleotide messenger RNA. NCBI's taxonomy places the organism in Eukaryota, Metazoa, Mollusca, Gastropoda, Lymnaeidae. The record is from the annotation of a GenBank genome assembly.
AGAACCGACCCGAGGUCGCCACAGGCCGCUACAGAUCAGUUGUUUCACAAUAAUAAUUACGAAUUUUUCAAACGGAGCAUGGUCAAACUAAACGUAUAAAAAGGCCGAGCAGUUUUUAAAGAAGUUUUUUUUUUUAAAGUUGUCUUCAUUUGUUUACCUUCACCAUGGGAGACGGUGGAGCUGUGGUGUAUUUACUGGUUCUGAUCAUGGGUGAGUUGUGUGAGUUGAGUGAAUUGUGUGCACUUUUUCAUUCACGAUUUGGAUUUGUACCCAUUAAAAAGACCCCAAAAUUUAAAAAAAAAUAGAUAUCGUGUAGGUUUAAUAGAUGUUCCCGUUUCUGUCUAUUUCGAAUACACUUCAGAAAAUACUAUCUAUAUAUAUAAUUCGCCAGCAAAGGUCAAACACGACGGGUCAAACAAGACGCAGGCUAUAUAUAGAUACGCCAGGGCGUGGUUCAAUAAUGCGUUCACCAGCGCGCAAAAUAUAAUUCCCGAUAACUACGCUAUAUCUAAGAUAUAUAUAUCUAUUUUUAAUAACGCAAUUGCGUUUGGUGCGUAAUAUUUUCUUUUCGGAAAUGAAAUCGUCCCAAUUUAAGUAUUGUGUAAAAAAGAUUCGGUUUAAAGUGGUUGGGACAUGACCAUAGUAAUAUAGUUCAUGGGCGUGAAAUAAAACGUGUGCAGUGACGUAUCAUGGGGGGGAAGGGGUGUAGCAAAUAUUGGGAUUCUUAAAUGUGCGUUACUUGAGUUCAUGUUUUGUCAAGUAACUUUGCGGGAUGGGAAGUUCACGCAUUGCUGUCGCCAAUGUUUGGCCUAGUCUUAAAAUAUUAUGUCACGAGUCACACCAGAAGCGUAAUAUUUAUAUGAGAUUUAAAUGGCUACAUAUGAACGUGUGCGCGUUAUAAGAUGCGCAAAGAAUGGUGUGAAGGAAACGAAGAAUUUAAGAUGCAUGGGAUUGAAAUCUUCUGAAAUAUUUCACAAAAGAUUGUAGGACCAUAAGUAAAUUGAAAAAACAACAACCUAAAAAAAAAGUUGUUCAUAUAAUUCCUUUAUAUGCAUAUUUAUUGCAUUUAUGUAAUUUCAAGUGUAUUAUCUUUUAAGAAGCGGUUAUGUAAAUGGGAGAAAGCAUGUUAUGAUAUUUCCUCCAUUUUCCUCUUCAAAAAUUUUUUAAAUUGUUACUGCAUACCCAAAUACGUCACAAAUUCAAAUCAUUUAGAGCGACAGCUACACAAUUCAUCUCCACGCCAAAACACUUACCCAUUGAAACAAAAUCAUGGUUCAUUCAUCUUCCCCUUGAAAUACAGGAACAACUGAUUUUUUGGGAUGUUGGGGGGGGUGGGUGUAGGUGUGGGAAUAAAAAUUUGAUCGAAUUUGGUUCAUCGGCAACGAGUCUAUGUGCCAGGUUUCAUUUUGAUAGGAUGGCGAUAAGUGGGUCAAUUUUUGGGGGGGUUGGGGGGGGGGGGGGGUGUAGGUGUGGGAAUAAAAAUUUGAUCGAAUUUGGUUCAUCGGCAACGAGUCUAUGUGCCAGGUUUCAUUUUGAUAGGAUGGCGAUAAGUGGGUCAAUUUGCCGUUUGAUGAGUUUUGCCAGAAACAAAUGAACCAAAGGGAAGGCAAUAUCAAGGAUUUAACUAUGGGACACGACCGGCUAGGAGUGGGUUAGUUCCGCUUUUAGUUCAUUGGUCCGGGCUGUCGCCCAGGCUUUGUAAACAAGGAUUGGAUGACGAUACAGUGAACGAUAUAAUUCAGCUUGAUAGUAAAAUUGUGUCUUUUAAAAAAAAAACAAAAAAAACAUGUAUUAGGGGGUCUCUGUUUUGAUUGAUUCUACUCAACUUACUAGAAAACAAAACAAAAAAUGAUUAUUUUUUAAAUAAUCAGUAUAAAGAACGUUGGUAUCAUCAUCCACGGGCAAGCUACUCUGUUUUUGUUUUUAAAAAGUUUGGCCCAUACACGUCCAAUCAAAAAAUAGUUUUCAAACGUUUUUACAAUUAUAAUUUUGUUUUUUUGCAAGGUUUUGUUUUCAUAUAUAAACAUUCAUCUUCAAUAAACAUUCAUCUUCAAUAAACACUCAUCUUCAAUAAACACUCAUCUUCAAUAAACACUCAUCUUCAAUAAACACUCAUCUUCAAUAAACACUCAUCUUCAAUAAACACUCAUCUUCAAUAAACACUCAUCUUCAAUAAACAUUCAUCUUCAAUAAACAUUCAUCUUCAAUAAACAUUCAUCUUCAAUAAACAUUCAUCUUCAAUAAACAUUCAUCUUCAAUAAACAUUCAUCUUCAAUAAACAUUCAUCUUCAAUAAACACUCAUCUUCAAUAAACACUCAUCUUCAAUAAACACUCAUCUUCAAUAAACACUCAUCUUCAAUAAACACUCAUCUUCAAUAAACAUUCAUCUUCAAUAUACAUUCAUCUUCAAUAAACACUCAUCUUCAAUAAACAUUCAUCUUCAAUAAACAUUCAUCUUCAAUAAACAUUCAAACUACUUCAACAUUAUCAUCAAAUUCGAUGACAUUUUUCUUUCGGUUUUCGGUUUCUCCGCGUUUGUUUUAUAAUUUAUCUGGGCGUAUCAAAAUAAAAAAAAAAUAGAUGCCUUUCUAUAAAACCAGAAACUUGAAAAAGGACCACUGCCCCCCUCCCCACCCCCACCCCAGGCGCCAAAACCAGGGUUAGAGCCGAAAUCUUCUUUAGAUAGGACCACCCCCGGCAUCACUUUUAUAUAUAUAUAUAUAUAUAUAUAUAUAUAUAUUCCCACGCGCCACAACCAGGGUUAGAGCCGAAAUCUUCUUUAGAUAGGACCACCCCCGGCAUCACUUUUAUAUAUAUAUAUAUAUAUAUAUAUAUAUAUAUCAAGGGGGUGGGUUGGCCUUUCAGGCUUCGCCCCGUGCUCCGUUUUACCCCUACCCGGUCCUGUAACUAACACAUCCUAUAAAUAGAUGUUUCUUUAUUUAAUCAGAUUGUCUUUUGUCCGCGGUCCUGUAUGUAAAAAAUCUGAGUGUUUGUUUCUUUAGAAGUUCUGAUAAAAGAUAAAGUUAACUUUUCAACUCUGAAAGUAAAAGGCCAAAAAAAAUAAAAAUAAUAAUAAUAAUGAAAUUAAAUGUUUUUAACAUAAUUAUUAUAGACUGUUAAAAAAAAAAAAUUAAGAGUUUACGCUUAGAGGACUUGCUCGCACUAUCUAAUGUAGAGUUAUUUUACUUGAAACAGUUUCAGCGUCGGCUCACUCGGGAGGCAAGGCCGGUACCAGCGGGGGAAACUACGAAAGUAGACAGUUCGAGACCGACAACAGCGGGUCCAGUGGCAAAUUCUACGGAUCGUUUGGCAGCGAUAACAGCGGAGCGAGCACUGGCAAAAAGUAUUCGGUCGACACAAGCGGUAAAAACAGCGCUGAAGUGCUAGGCAGCAAGGGAUCGGGCGGCCAAAAAGGAACCGAUACCAACAAGGGAAAAGACAAUUCGGCCAACAAAGGCGAAUCCGGCGGUAAUCGGUUCGCGAGCUACAGAGCUCAGACAGGUUACAGCGGUUCUGCCGGCAAGGGGUACGGUUCUUACGCAAGCUCAAACACCGAUAACAGCGGAAAGAGUAUCAAGGCAGGCGUAUCGGGAAACAAAGGAUCGAGUAAUAGGUUCUAUGAUACCAAGGGAGGCAGUUUCGGCGACUACCCGAGCGAUUACAGUAAACAGAACGGCGGGCCCGGAGGUCAAGAUUCUCUCGACACCAAGUCAAGUGACUUCAGUCAUAAGGUGAUAUCGGGGAAUGAGGGGAUCGACAUCGGAGCUGGGUUUGAUGAGAGUGGAUUCGGUGGUAAGUCAUCUGGAUUGGACGGUGGAUUCAGAGGAAAGGGGACUGGAUAUGACGAUAGUGGUUUCGAUGGACAGGCGAGUGGAGCGGGUGGCAAAUGGUCUGGCUACGACUACAACGGAUAUGACAACAGCGGGUCUGGGGCCAAGGGAGUGAACUCUGAUGAUGGAUUCGCCCACAAACAGAUCAGCGAAAUCGUUUCCGGUAAAGGCGAUGCCUCCGGACACCAGGAGGGCAGCUCUGACGACGACCAGUCCGCAAGUGCUGGGUCUGGGAAAGAGUACGACUACAGCAGUAGCAAUGGUGGUAAGAGCGGUGGUGGUGGAAGCCUUGUACAAGAUCUGAGUGGUCUCAGCGGAAUUGACAUUGGGACCGAUAGUGGAUUUAAUCAUAAAGAUUCUGGAGCUGGAAAUGUUGAUAGCGUGGGAAAAGAAGGAUAUAACAGUGGAUACAGUGGGAAAGGAGUUGGGUAUGAUGACAGUGGAGCUAGUGGAAAGGGAUCUGGCUAUGACAAUAGUGGAUUUGUUGGAAAGGGAGCGGGAUACGAUGGCAGUGGAUCCAGUGGUAAGGGAUCUGGCUAUGACAACAGUGGCUUCGGUGGAAAGGGAUCUGGAUAUGACAACAGUGGAUUUGGUGGAAAAGGAUCUGGCUAUGACAACAGUGGAUUUGGUGGAAAGGGGGCAGGAUACGAAGACAGUGGA